AUGGAUGAGCUUCAGAUGAAACUGAGCCCCAGACAUGAUGCAAGAUCCCGAAAAGUCAGAUUCAAAAUCUCCUCUGCCUACAGUGGUCGAGUUUUAAAGCAGGUAUAUGAAGAUGGACAGGAACUUGAAAUCCCACAGGAGGAAUAUCCUCAUAGUUUUCGGCACUGCAGCUUUGAACCCAAAGACGACUUCUUUGGGCUUGGUGAAGCCCCAGGAUCCAGGUUUUGUCCAUCAGCUAAAAUGAAUGCACAGAGGAUCAGUGUAUUCAGAGAAGGGAACAAAUACACCCUCACGGGGAGCCCUUCCCUCUUAAAUGACCACCAGGCAGAGGGGAGCCAUAUGGUAAGUAAUGUUUGUUUAAUAAUGACCCAUUAUGGAAAUGAUUGUAAAAUGGCAAAUGUGGUAGUCAGAAGCCAGAACCUAGUUCUCAUGUUGGCCAAGCAACUCUUCCUAUGUGUUGGUGUUUAGACCCAGGUGUGCAACAAUGUAGAGUUGCCAUACUUCAAAAAGUGAAAAUGUGGACAGAAAAGCUGUUGAGCUUUUCUUUUCUUUUCUGCUAAAGUUGUUGAGCAGCCCUAGCAACAAUGGAAUGUGCAGUAUGAAGUACAACCUGCGUAAAAUAGCUGGGAAAGGCUACAGAAUACAUAGGAAACAAACAAACAAACACCAGCCAGAAAACCACUGAGAGCUUUAAAAUCAAUAUCACCGAAGAAAAUGGCAGGAUUUAUGAAGCACUUUAUUCAGUUUCAUUCCUUAUUGUGAAAAGUGAAAUCCAAUAGGACACAGACAAUACUUUUAGGUUCUGCAGCACUUUUUCUUCAAUGAGAGAAAGCAUUUUGUAAAACAUGAAUGAUGAAGGAAACAGUGCGGCUACCUUUUUGCCUUCUCCUUCCUACAACACAGGUGUGUUUCAAUGUCCAUUUAUAUACAUGGGAAUGAAGGUGCAACAGACCUAAUGCUGGAAAUUUCAAAUGGCUUUUGAUUCUCGCUGACUCUGAGCCACCAGGUACUCAGAACCGCUGCAGAAUUUAAGACGAUGGUGUUGACCACCAAAACCGUACAUGACCCAAAUACCUGAAGAAGUACCUCACCCUGACCUGUAUCAGCCAGCCUGUUUUCUUAGAUCUGGUGGGCAGUUCCUUCUCAUUGUCCCACCACCAGGAACAGUACAUUAUAUGGUGGUAUGGGAUAGGGCUUUUUCUGUGGUGACAGCCUGGCCUAUGGAAUCUCCCCCCCCCCCAGCCUGCUUUUGCUGUUUCAGGCGAACUCUUUUUUCAUCUGUUUCCCUGGACUUUGGGAGGUUAUUAGUAGUUUUGUCACUGCUAUGAAUGAGGAGUCCAGGUUGUGGUUCCUUGGGCUUCUUAAGGAUCUGCUGUGUUUUUGCUGCUGUAAUAAGUUAUGAUGAAUUGGUUUUAUUGUAAUGUUCCUUUUCUUCUUGUAUUAGCACCUGCCCUGGAAUCAUCUAAUGAAGGGUGGGCUAGAAAUGUUCUUAUAAGAAAUAAAAUAAAAUAAAAUAGAUGCAUCCAUAAGUAAAACCUACAAAAAUGAAUGAUUUGAAGCACACCAAGGAUACUGACCCAAUGGAGCAUGUAAGCAUUGUAGAAAUUCCAAGGGACAGGUGGAUACAGGUGAUACAGAUACCUGAGAGCUUGCUCCAGCUGCACUCCCCAUCCCAAGGCACACAGGGCAAUCUACUAUUCAUGGUCCUGUGGGACUCUAGUUAUAGGUGGAUAUUGUCUACAGUGGUUUUUCAAACUGUGUUUUAAUGUUACUUUUAAGUUGCCUUAGGAAGAAUUGCACCCUGCAAGACAGGAUAGAAAUAAUGGUAAAAGAUGAAAGAAUGAAUGUCUCCUUGCAGGCCCAGGACCCGCACUCUCCCCACCUCACCAACCGGGCUAGAAAUGAAGGACUCCACAUCAUCAGAAUGGGAUCGAAUCAGGCCACAACUUUAUUGACUACAGAUGAAGAGGUUUGGCAUAGGCAAUGGGUAACCAUUUACUUCUGGCCUGCCUGCCGGAAAUGACAUCAAGGGUCAACCCGACAGUGGGGAUUCAUAUGACUUACGUCAAAUAGGGGAUCCCCGCAGGGAUCACUGCCUUGAGGAGUGCUGAGGUCCAGGCCCCUGUCUGGGCAUAUGGACAGAAGCAAUUCCUUCAGGGAUACCCCACUUCUGGAGGGGGAGCUGAAGGUACAACCUCCCCUCCAUCCAAGACUAAGGUUACCCAGUGCCUAAACUGCCAAAUUUGUGACGAUUGCUAUGAGGUAGGCCAAACUCUCAGGCCAAAGCCAAUUCGCCUGAUAGGCAAAUUCCUACCUGGCUCUCAAUAUGGCAACCAUCAUUGCCACAGCAAGGCCAAAGCAGCUGCGGAAUGCAUUGUUGAAGAAGUGCGUGAGUGUGUUGAUGCAACGAGCGAGAUGAGUGUUGAGGGCUGGAGCAGGUCGGCUUAAAUCCCCCCAGAGUGGACCUGAGGGAAGCCUAAAUGUUCCGUCAGGCUCGCCCCUGGGGGCGGAUCCAGCCCUCUGAGCCGGCUAGCCAUUGGCCAGUUCAGCAGGCUGGCACGGAACUGGCUUCCACACCAGGAGGAUGUGAGCCAGAGCUCACAUGACGGCUGGGGAAAAGUCCUCUGGCACUAAUGACUCCCAUUGUGUUCAAGGAAGGAGGUGUUGCCCAGCCCGCAAGGCCGCCGCGCCCAUGAAGGGGUAAGCAGACUUCUUUGGACCAUUCCCACUUCACCAUUUCUGCUUCCUGUAUCCAGGAGCCACUCACUAGAGGAAGUACCAGUCACUGUUGCUGGUUGUGGGAGUCAUCAAAGUUUCUAGGCAAGGAUGGAGAAGCUGAGAAAUGUUAGGAGACUCCUAUUCCCCUCACAGAGUUAAAAAUUUCCAGUGUGAUAUACAGUGGUACCUUGGGAUGCGAACGGGAUCCGUUCCGGAGCCCCAUUCGCAUCCCAAACGGAACGCAAGACGUGACGGCGCGUCUGUGCAUGCGCGGGUUGCGUUGUGCCACUUCCGGGCAUGCACGUGACAUCAUUUUGAGCGUCUGCGCAUGUGCGAGUGGCAAAACCCAGAAGUAACGCACUCUGUUACUUCCAGGUUGCUGCGGAGCGCAACUCGUACGUGCUCAACCUGAAGCACAUUCAACUCGAGGUAUCAAUCCCAGGGAACUCUGGAAAUAGCUCUGUGAGGGAAGUAGGGAUCUCCUAACAACUCUCAGCACCCUUAACAAACUACAGUUCCUGGGAAUCUGUGGGGAGAAGACAGGACUGUUUUAAGUGGUAUGACAUUGCUUCAAAUUUGUACUGUACAGCAGAUGGGGACCUAAGAGAGCUGUUGGACUUUCAAUUUACAUGUUCCCUGCUUCAUUUCAGAAUCCCCCUGUUCUAGACAUUGGGAAGAUUAUCAUCUACACUAGCAAUCUGAAAAUCAUCCGAUCACCACUGACUAAGAAGGAGCUGGUGAGAAAAAUAAUACAGGAUGAAGGACUCGAAGACUGGUCCUUCACAUACCACGAAGGAAGAGGAGAAACUUGCAGUAACCCAAGUGAUGAAAACAUAAAGGAGACUGAAUGUGAGCUUGUUCACAACGAGCAUAUGCAGGUAACAUGCAUGGUACAUUUGGGAGCAGAUGCAGGCAUUAAGACGUAAGGUAGUGGCGUCUCCCUGCUCUAGAGAUGUAAAAGUAUAUGUUUGUGAAUUAAAAGAAAAAGGGAAACGAUGACAUCCUCCAAAUGUUGUGAUACGAAACCUGUCAGUUCCAGGACUUAUGGCAUAGGUGGGGAACCUCAGGUCCAGUGGCUGAAUGUAGCCCUCUGUUACAAAUACAGUGGUACCUUUGGUUAUGAACUUAAUUCGUUCCGGAGGUCCAUUCUUAACCUGAAACCGUUCUUAACCUGAGGUACCACUUUAGCUAAGGGCACCUCCUGCUGCUGCCACACGAUUUCUGUUCUUAUCCUGAGAUAAAGUUCUCAACCCAAGGUACUACUUCCAGGUUAGCGGAGUCUGUAACCCAAAGUGUUUGUAACCCGAGGUGUUUGUAACCCGAGGUAUCACUGUAAUUGAAAAGUAAUGCAAUGGGACUUUAUAGCAUGCUAAUGAAUAAAAUUAGUAAACAAACUGAUCCUCUAAUUCAGAAUGCCGCGGCUUUAAAGCUUAUGGGAUAUCCAGUUGGGGAAUCCAUUGUGCUUAAAUUAAAUCAAUGGCAAGAGAUUGCUUUGCAGCUUCAAAAUUGUAUAAAAAGAAUCUUUGCCUCAUUGAUAAAGUGAACAUUUCUAAAGAAUUUAUAUUUAAAAACAAGGCAUCAGGGUUCAAAACAAUGGACUGACUUAUGGGACUUGAAUGGACAUGCAAGAAGGUACCAAAGGGAUAUUUCAGGAUGGGGGCCUUUGGCCCAAAACAAGGUACAUAAAUGAGCCGUAACAUUGUGGGUGGUGCUCAGCUAUGUGUUGCUUGCAGUAGACCCAUAUAAAUCAAUGAUCACAACUAAGUUAAGUCAUGUGCAACUAGUCAUUAAAAUUCCGAAAUCAGACCUGUGCAAAUUGAGGAAAUGUGUGUUUAUCUAUUUUGCGCAACCUGUACAAGAAACAAGGGAACAUUAGCAAGGAACUAGAAUCACAGGGAGGAAUAGAUAUUAGUAUUCCCACUAAUAUUUAUCAAGCAAACAGAAAAGCAAGAUGUUCAAAAACCAUAAGAGCCAUACACAUCUUAGAGGGAUUUAGCCUGCCGAUUGGAUUUACUUUAGGUAAAGGAUUCUGUGAACUGGUGUUAAGGAAGCUUAUUUUGAUCAGUCCCUUUGUAUUUCAGGAAGCAAAUGGUGAUAUCAAUUGCUCCCAGUGUAAGGGAUCAGGCUCUGCACCCUGCUCUGUGUGCCACGGAAGCAAGUUUUCAAUGUUGGCGAACCGAUUUAAAGAGUCCUACAGAGCUCUGCGAUGUCCAGCUUGUAAUGAAAAUGGCCGGCAACCCUGCCGGACCUGUGUUCAAUGA
Podarcis lilfordi (Lilford's wall lizard) is the source of this 4979-nucleotide messenger RNA. The record is from the annotation of a GenBank genome assembly. NCBI's taxonomy places the organism in Eukaryota, Metazoa, Chordata, Lepidosauria, Squamata, Lacertidae.